Sander lucioperca (pikeperch) is the source of this 2212-nucleotide messenger RNA. RefSeq names its product TAFA chemokine like family member 4b (gene tafa4b). The record is from RefSeq and is a predicted model, not a curated record. Lineage: Eukaryota; Metazoa; Chordata; Actinopteri; Perciformes; Percidae. The coding region runs from base 670 to 1077 and encodes 135 amino acids. The transcript is spliced from 6 exons. Gene Ontology annotation, molecular function: receptor ligand activity.
UCCCUGCUCGGGAGGAGCGACGGGAGCGCAACUAUCACUCCUGCAUCACUUUACCAUCACUCUCUUCAGUAUCUCUCCGGCCACUGUAACGCCUCUGUGUGACAGUUGCGCGCAGGGGGAUGCACUUGUGUGGAGUGUUCGCCAAAAACAUCAGCCCGGUGUCUCUUUGGGGGAUUUACGCACUUUUGAUGACUUUCUCCUCCGUGUGGUUUUGAGAUUUUACGCGGCAAGAUCAUGGCACAUUGGAGCACAUCGCUAUUGCGCGAGCUCUGUUUUCUCACCCGGCUCCGGAGGGCUGGUUCUCUGGUGAAGCAGUAGCCAUCCUCGCCCCUGCUUCAGUGUGUUUGUGCGCGGGCUCCGGGAACUGGACAUGAGGCUCAAAAUGAUUGCCCCGUUUAGUGGAAAACAAAAUCAGUGGAGUUGAAGCAGAAAGUGGCAAAGCUCUCUACUGUCUCACCUGGAUCCUUUACAAUUCCCUGUGAUCAUGCCAUCAAGUUGAUAGAUUUGGGGGCUUCUUCUGUUUGAGGUGAGGAAGAGGAAGGAGAAGAAGAGGAGGAAGAGAGGGUGAGGGCUGAGGUGUGAGUGAAUGCAGCCAUGGCCUGUACACCCUGUCCAUAGAGAAGCUACUAAGCGGAAGACAGAUCAAAGAAGAUAGAGACGACCAACAGGAUGAAACUGUGGGGGAGGUCAGCUUGGCCUGUGCAGGUGGCCUUCCUCGUUGCCUUGGUGAUGCUCUACAUUGACCCGGUGUCCGCUGGCAGCCGUAACCAUCGGGGACCGACAGUCUCAUACCAGGUGAAGCAAGGGACAUGUGAGGUGGUGGCCAUCCAUCGCUGUUGUAAUAAGAAUAAGAUUGAGGAGCGCUCUCAAACCGUGAAGUGUUCCUGUUUCCCUGGGCAGGUCGCUGGCACCACAAGAGCCAGACCCUCCUGUGUGGAAGCCUCCAUCGUAGCCCAGAAGUGGUGGUGCCAGAUGCAUCCAUGUAUGGAUGGAGAGGAGUGUAAGGUCCUGCCUGACCUGACUGGCUGGUCCUGCAGCACUGGCAACAAAGUCAAAACCACCAAGGUCACACGAUAGCAAGAGAGCCACUGACCGACGAGGAAACCUGAAGCUCUCCAUGUGGAAAGGAUAGAUGACUCACACAUAUUUACCGCACAAUGGGGAAAAUAUCAAGGAAAGGACCACUGUCAGGCCAUCCAUCAUAAAACAAUGGGAUAAAAUGUACUCAUCACAAACUAUGUACACUUGGCUACAUGGAGCCACACAGCAUACACAGUAUGCUGGUUGUUGAGACCAAUGGACUUCAAUCAUGGACAACCAGGGUAAAUCUGGACACAAAUGGACUCUUGUUUUCCUAUAAUGGAAACAAUGUGGAUUGAUAAAAAAAGGUUGAUUUCAAAGAGUUAUUAAGCAUUUCAAAGUAUAUAUUUCAAUGAAGCAUUUGUGGAUGAGUGUAAGAUGUGAACUAAAAGCUGUGCUUUAGGUGCUGCUGGACACAGUCCAGACCUGUUGUCAAUAUGUAGAAGUUAUACUGAAGACAUUGGAGAUGAUUUGGGAGAAAUGAAAGAGAUAGCAGCUCAUAACUAGCAAAUAGCAAAUUAGCAUCCAAUUGCUCUUGUGGGUCAAGUCACUAUCAUGAAGACUGUUUUGCGGGAGUCAUUUUGCAGUUCUAAUUAGGAAUUGCAGCGUAGGAUCAUAACAACAUGUUAAAAAUUCAUGUAAGAUAUUUGCACUAGUUGAAACCAUUUGGAAAUGUUUUGUUUUUCUAGAUAUCUCCCAAUAUUUUGCUGUGGAUGUCACAUGAAAUUGAAGGUGAGCAUUUUGUAAAAUGUCUGACACUCAAAGUAGAUAUAUAUAUAUAUAUAUAUAUAUAUAUAUAUAUAUAUAUAUAUAUAUAUAUAUAUAUAUAUAUAUAUAUAUAUAUAUAUAUAUAUAUAUAUAUAUAUGCCCCAUAUAUAUGCCCCAUUAUUCCUGAAUAGUUAUUGGUUAAAAAUGGCUCUGACUAUUGAGCCUUACUUACAGCUUGGUACAACAUAACCUAGCAAAGUGUGAUUCAUCUGUCUCAUUUUUGCCCAGAAACAUUUCCAAGCUCAGCCUUCAAAGUUAUAUAUCUUUGAAAUAUUAUAUUCAGUCUGUGACAUCUCUUAUGUUAACUGUUAAAAGGAGGCCCAUAAAAUGUUCAAACAAUAAACAUGAGUUGUAUUUAUGUUGU